AUGAAAUAAAAAUGGUUUGAUCCAGUUGUAUUGAUAGCAAAGCCUAAUCGCGCAGUUGUUUGUUUUGACCACAAGCAGCAGCAGCGCGUAGCAAAGGUAGAUACGGGCGAGAAACGAGAGGCGCGGAAUCGUAUAACGGUUACGUUUUUAACCUUCAUCGCAUCUUCAUAGCCUACCGCCAUGGCUCUGUGCACUAGCAUCGGAGCCUUGGCGUUACCUAGCGAGCUCAUCGUUCACAUAUUCUCCUUCCUAUCGGACCGUGAAAAGCUCCGGGCCUCGGCCGUGUGCUCCCGCUGGAGGGAGUGUCUCUUCUACCCUGCGCUGUGGACCGAGCUCAAGCUGCGAGUCGGCGGAGGAACCAACGGAGGCGGCUCUGGAUCAGAACAAACCCCGCGGUUAGAGUUCCUCAUGCGGAAGUUCGGCUCGUUUGUGCGUGAGCUGCGCCUGGAGUUCGCCCCGGUGGACGGGUAUUUAAGUCCCCUGAACGGCGGAACGGAGUCCGUCGAGAGCGACUCGCAGUUCGCGGAGCGCUGGAAGGAUGCGAUGGUGACAUAUUUGGAUCAGGUGUUGUGUGUGCUCGGCGGUUUGCAUAAUAACAGAAAUCUCCAGACAUUGAGUUUGUAUGGUGACACGUGCAUUCUGCAAGAUGAUGGCAUUUUGGACAGCUCCUACCUCAACCAGGUUGACCAAGGGGGCAAGAAAAUAAAAGAAAUCCAGCAGCUCUUCGAAGAGAUCCUGUCCAACAGCAGGCAGAUGAAGUGGUUGUCGUCUGCGUUCAUGCUCGGCGUGGUGACCCCCUGCUCGCUGGCCUCUCUCUCUAAUGCCAGCACCAGCUCUCUCGAGCACCUCAGCCUGCUAGAUAACCAGCUGCCCAGCCUGGUGUCCACGGUCGAGCUGGAGAGGCUCGUUCACCUACGCUCUUUGUCUCUGGACUUCUGCGACUUCACCUCCGACAUGUGCCGUCUCCUUGCCUCCGCUGACCGAGCUCCUCUCCAUCGCCUCUCCCUCCUGCUCAACGGCACUGCUUUAGAUGUCAAGCCUUUGGACGGUAUGACCACCGAAGAGGAUUGGAAAGCCCUGGUCCGCUGCAGCACAAACCUGCGCGUCUACAUCAUGACUAUGGACGUUUGCAACCAGGAUCUUCUGCGCGUUCUAAAGCCCAGCAUUCCCCUCGAGAGGAUCCACCUGGACAGCUACAGCACGCUGGUGACGGAUGGUGUCGUGGAGCUCAUCUCCCAGCAGUACCACAGAACCCUCACCCACUUCAUCUUGAUGAGAGACGAUGCCGGAUUUCCGGAUCUCAGCGUCAAUCGCAACGAGGACCCGCUGGUUCUGCUCGCCUGGCGCUGUGUGCACCUUGCUGUCUUGAUCAUCCAUGGUUACACCGUGUGGUCCCACAACCUCGUGGCCAUUUCUCGCCUGCGUGGCUCCAACCUCAAAGUCCUGGAGGUGUCCGAAGAGAGCAUCGACUUCGACCCAGACCAGUCGGUGUACAUCGAGGGCGACCCCGUCCACAAUCUGGUGAAGGAGGUGUCCUUGGGCUUGGACCGCGCCUGGCGUCCCUCCAUAGACAACAGCGUCGUCCUGAACGAGCCCACUCAGCACUUCCACCGUGAGAUGCAGAGCUUCAGCGCCGGCAUGUAGACGCACCGGGGCCGAACGGCCCAAAAACCUUUUCUAACCCUGUGCUUGGUGAUUGUUCACUAAAUGCGCCCUUUCUCAUUUUACAUAUUCUUUCUUUUCAUUGCUUUUUGAUUUUUUUGUUUUGUUUUCCUUGUAGUGUGAAUUAAUCCUUUAUAUGUGCUGUGUUUAAUCAGUAUUAGCUCUAUAUUUAUAUCUAUAUCUUAUCUAUAUCUAUAUAUCCUGCUUAUUACAAGAAGAGUGUAGUUGGGUAUUGGUUUAGUAGCUGAUCGAGUGAAUGGUAGAGAGGGGCUUUUUUAAGCUAGCUUAAAAGUUGUCGUUUAUCCUCUCGCUUUUCGUUCGUUUGUUGGUUUCCCCUAGAAAGCGUGGAGUUACGUCAAACUAUCAGUCGAUCCUUCUUGGCUUUCGAAAUGACGAAACGUUCUCGUUGACCUUUUGGGAGAUUAGUCUUCCGGCCGAGGGACGGGUUCUGAUCCACAGCUGCAGUUAGAUCCCUUCCUCUUUGUUCCUCUUUGUUUGUCGUUGUUAUUCGGAAUUGAGGAUAGGUGGAAACAACACGUUUGGGAUGUUACUCCCGCUGGUUUUUCUCAACCUGGAAGUGGAUGCGCCUCUGCCGGUGAAACCAAUCGUAGAGGUUUUCAGUCUGGUGUGUGACACCUGCAUGCUGACCGCCCUCCAGCACAAUAUCUGGGCCCAGCCAUAGGUGUGUGUGUGUGUGUGUUCUCUCCUUUUUCUGUGUUUUUGUUUUAAUGAAGUCUUUUCGUCUGUCUCAGGUAGGCAAAAAUUAUAUGGGAAGGAAAAUGAAGAUGAUGGUUCUAAUGUUUUGGUGAGAGUGAAAACAAUCAACUGUUCUGUCAGUUUUAAUUGUUCUUCUGGAGUCACAGUUGCCUUUCGAACUCCCCUUUAUUUAUUCUUGCUUGGUGUUUUUAGCCUUGGAUUCAAUCUGUUCGAUGUUUAAAUCGACCAUUUUUAUAGAGCGUCAUUUGUGCAUGAUUCCCAACCGAAGCGUACGGACGUGAGAGUAAUCCUCAUCGUGAAUGGAUUGAAUCCAGACUACAGUAUUUCAUCUGUGAAACAUUAGAUGGAGGGAGGCAGAUGUUUGCUUGUUCCAUAUCUCAGGAUUCCUGCACUUGCGGUACUUUUCCAGUCGAUAGCUUUUGUUAAAGCUCUUUGUUCAGAGGGUCGAUGGGCAAGAUGAUGUAGAUUUUUGAAGACGAGAAAGCUCUUCCAACAGAAUGCGCUUUAGAAGCUGCUGGUUUUUAUUUUCCCUAGUAUACUCUGUAAGAUUGAAAAUCUCAUUAUGUCGUUUGCUUUUACAUAUAUUGUCUGUUCGCGUUUUUAAGAAUCAAAGUGGAGAGAAGCUGCGGUCAAACUGAAGCCUUCCUGAAAGUGGCAGAAUCCCCCUCGUUCAAGAGCAUAUCGUUAUUUUAUUGAAGCGAUUUGUCGACGGUCAAAGUACUUUUUUACUUCUCUAACUCUAAGGCCUCAGAACUUCCAGUCUUUUGGUGGCAUAGACACGCGUUAUCAAAGCCAAACCUGGUUAGAAAUGUAAGCCAUCAUGCGCUCAAGACAAACGUAGAGCCAAAGUGAACCAUUACAGCGUGAACGAUCUCUAUAUGCAACCGUUUGAAGGGGUAACGUAGAAGUUAGCUUAUGAUCUUGUUAAGAUCAGUGGUCCAAAGAGAGGUUUUAAGCUGUUACCCAAUGACAUCCAACAGCUCUUGGCAUGUGAAGGCCUGCACAAAGAGUUUUGAUAAAUGUUAUUCUACACUUUAUAAAUGUGAAGAUUUAUUACAAGCUAUUAUGGUACCUAUGUCAACAACAGCUUUGAUUGUGUCCAGAAAGCAAAAGGGUCUGAUUUAAAUCUGUCACAGUUGUUAUUUUGCCCAUUUUAAAUAAACCAUGGUCUUAAAAAAUUGCUGUUUUCAGGCGUGUUGGCAUAGGUGCCAGAAAUGCUGGAAUGAGCGUUGGGAAUCUCUUACGUGAGUGCCAGUGGUGGGAUUCUGUAUAUUUCUUCAAAAGUCCCAUUUCUAUUUUAGUAGAGCACCAAAAAGAAUUGAACUAAGUGUGUACUUUAUUUAGAGCUUGUUGUAUAUUGAUUUUGCUCGGUGGUGGAUAAGGACUGGAAUGCAGGUCGGUCUUUCUUACAAACCGCUUAAGAGUUCAUACCGUGCCUACAAACCCAGAACAGGUUUCGUUUCGAACCCACGUCAUUUCCGCAUCCCUGCUUAAAUGAUUUCUAGGCAGCGUUUGACAAGCGAUACAAAGACAAAGCCUAUUUAAACCGUCAGUGUUUUCGUCUAGUUUUUUUCUGUGCGUGUGUAGUGUAAACGUUCAAAAAGUGCAUACAUUAGAGAAGGAGGUGUACGUUCAAUACAAAAAAGCACCACUUCUUCUGCAGUGAACAGGAAACGGCCUUUCUCAGGGUUUCUGUUAGACGUACGGAGGAAAAAGUCCAAUCGCUCAGGCCUCGCAUCAUGAAAGUUUCCACAGAGAAAUCAUCUUCUCAGCAGUCACUGGAUUUAACUUCUGUCAGCGCGUCUGUGCCAGCUGCCAAAGAUCACGGUGAUACAACGUCUUUUCGAAGUGCCCACAUGCUGGCAGAGGGCAGGGCCAAUGGUUGAUCGGCCAAGAUGUACUACUACUACUACUACUACUACUACUGCUUGUAUUGUAUUACGACAACUACUAUUUGAUAAAUGUACCAACGGAAGGGAGGUUGGACUUGAGCGGUGGUCCACAGCUGUGCUGUGACUUGGGUCAACAUGCGUUAGAUCUCUUUUGCACCUGUUUCACUGUGAAAAGUGAAUGUAAUUUAACUAUUGAAAAAUCAAGGUUGGUUCUAUCAGACCUAUAAGCUGCUAUGAGACGUGUUAGGAACAUUCCACUGGGGAGAUAAAAACGAAAAUGGCCAAAUGUCUGCAUGAACAGAUUAUUUUUUUACUCUUUUAUUCGCUUUCGUUCCGGUAGGGAUCUGGAAUCAGCGUACGACUGGUCCCGCAGUGAAAUUCGCGACGUCGUGGACACGGUCGGCUUAUUUUUUACUCUUGAACGAUUCGACCAGUCGCUUGUUACAACUCCGUUGGAUCCCACGGUUUUUGUUUUUAGUUUCCGAAGCGUUAUAUGCAUUUCACAAUCUCUCGUAGUACGGAGAAAGCUGUAUGUACAGAGGCUGCUAUGAACCCCGUCUGGGAAAAGUCGACGUUGUUACAAUUGCCUGUUAAAGCUUUUCCGUUAUCUAGCUUAAUGAUAAGUGAUAAACCUCACGCCAGCCUUCAGAGGGGUAAAAAGUGGAGUUUUGUUCGAUUCUCUUGUUUGGUAACUUUUUACGGUAAAACCAACAAUCCAAGAUACCACGUAUCCACUUUAGGUCAACACGGGCCUCUCUUUAUUUCUUUCUCUGGCUGGCUUACAGCAAAGUCAAAAACUAUGCAAAUGAAAUGCAUAUGAUCCAGUGGCUCUUAACUUGUUUUCCUUUUUCCUUUUGUUUUCUGUCACUCAACUAGAAAUAACCUAACUUGCAAUGAUACUUGGCCUUAUUAUUGUUAUUAAUAUUGUUUUAAGAUCUUGAUUCUUCGGAAGCCAACUCAGUUUCAGGGGCGACCGUGGGUUUCAGACAUGGUCUCUGUGAGACUGGCCAGCAGGCCCCAGUUAUAAGUGGUACGAAUGUUGUGCAUUUGUUUAAAAUCAGGACAGUUUGCAAUAAAAAAAAGUGGCCAUCAUGGGGCACGAGCAGUGCGAAGACCACGCUGCUACCUUGUAAACUUAACGGGGAGUUAACUAAGAUAACAUAACAUGCAUAUGCGUAUAUAUAUAUAUAUAUAUAUAUAAUGUAUAUCAACGUAUAUACUUUUAUGCAACACAUGUCCGGGUUCAAUUUAUGAACAUGAAAAAGUUUAUAAGCGUUGUUGUUUUGCAAAAGUGGUUUUACCAUCUUAAAUGUUUAAUAUUUGGGCAGGUGUGUUCUGUCUACUUUUUGUCUCUGGUGAGCACAUAGCAUUGGAUUUUAUAUGUACAUCUGCAAACAAGAAGUACUCUGGCACAGGUGUGAACAUGCCAGGUGGGAAGAUUUUUAAUGAGAAAUGUGAUCUUGAGGUUCCACGAUAAAGAAGGAAAAAUCGAUGAAAACUUAACUGACAGAGAUUGGGUAAACCAGCCGAAUGUUGAUUCGAAUUAAUGUUGAACGAAUGCAUUUUCUUUUAAUCGGUAAAUAAAGCAUUAAAAAACAA
This is a messenger RNA of Triplophysa rosa, 5870 nucleotides long. Its product is annotated as F-box only protein 33. The record is from RefSeq and is a predicted model, not a curated record. NCBI's taxonomy places the organism in Eukaryota, Metazoa, Chordata, Actinopteri, Cypriniformes, Nemacheilidae. Gene Ontology annotation, molecular function: protein binding. Gene Ontology annotation, cellular component: SCF ubiquitin ligase complex. The transcript is spliced from 4 exons. Gene Ontology annotation, biological process: SCF-dependent proteasomal ubiquitin-dependent protein catabolic process; positive regulation of protein ubiquitination. The coding region runs from base 181 to 1644 and encodes 487 amino acids.